Molecule: messenger RNA, 2410 nt
Organism: Rhododendron vialii
Lineage: Eukaryota; Viridiplantae; Streptophyta; Magnoliopsida; Ericales; Ericaceae
Product: pentatricopeptide repeat-containing protein At5g46580, chloroplastic
Exons: 1
Coding region: 169-2331 (720 amino acids)
Molecular function (GO): protein binding
Source: RefSeq, a predicted model, not a curated record
CAAUUCAUCGUUCUUGCGUUUGUAGUUAGGGUUUUCCCAGUUCACUGAAUUAAGAUAAGGGGCACUAAAAUAUCCAGACAUUCACAAGAACAAACCCCGAUAUUUUUGCCUCAACAAAACCCUCAUUCCAUCCUCUCUCUCUCUCUCUCUCUCUCUCUCUCAGGCACCAUGGCAGCAACUCUCUCCAGAGCAGUAGAUGUCCACUGCACUCUACAAGCCACUUCAGAUUCAAAUCGCCCAUUUUUCCUCACCUCUCCAUUAAUAAGGCUCCCCAACAGAAGGAGAUUCUUCACCAUCUCAUGUUCCUCCUCCUCCUCCUCCUCUAGAUAUCCCCCCAAACCCCCACCUGAUUAUGAAGACAUUCACCCACAAAACCCAUCUCUAUCUGACCAACUCAAGUCCCUUUCCACCACCCUCCUCAAUCAAACCCCCCAGCAAGCCCAGCUCCAAACCAAGCCUAAAUCCACCUGGGUCAACCCAACCAGGCCUAAACCCUCUGUCCUCAACCUCCAAAGGCAGAAAAAGUCUCAGCAGCACUUGUACAAUCCUCAGGUCAGAGACCUCAAGCACUUUGCCAGGAAGCUGGAUGAGUGUGAAAACUCUGAAGCUGCUUUCAUGGCAGCUAUUGAAGAUAUGCCUCACCCACCCAGCAGAGAAAAUUCACUCUUGGUGCUCAACAGCUUGAGGCAAUGGCAAAAGACCCUCCUUUUCUUCAACUGGAUCAAGACCCAGAAGCUGUUUCCCAUGGAGACAAUCUUCUACAACGUAGCAAUGAAGUCCUUGAGGUUUGGCAGGCAGUUUCAGCUCACGGAAGAUCUUGCCUAUGAUAUGAUUGAUAAUGGGAUUGAGCUUGAUAACAUUACUUACUCCACUAUAAUCACUUGUGCCAAAAGGUGUAGCCUUUUUGACAAGGCUGUGGAGUGGUUUGAGAGGAUGUACAAGACUGGUUUGAUGCCUGAUGAGGUCACGUACUCCGGUGUUAUAGACGUGUAUGCUCAACUGGGCAAAGUUGAGGAGGUGAUGAGUCUGUAUGAGAGAGGGAGGGCAAGUGGGUGGGCACCUGACCACAUUGCAAUUGCUGUGUUGGGGAAGAUGUUUGGUGAAGCUGGGGACUAUGAUGGAAUUAGGUAUGUGCUUGAUGAGAUGAAGUCUCUUGGGAUGCAGCCCAAUUUGGUUGUGUACAACACGUUGUUGGAAGCAUUGGGGAAAGCUGGGAAGCCUGGUUUGGCAAGAAGUUUAUUCUUAGAAAUGAUCGAAUUGGGGGUAACCCCGAACGAGAAAACCCUAACCGCGUUGGUUAAGAUUUAUGGCAAGGCUAGGUGGGGGAGAGAUGCGCUGGAUUUGUGGGAGCGAAUGAGGUCGAAUGGCUGGAAAAUGGAUUACAUUUUGUGCAACACAUUGCUGAGCAUGUGUGCUGAUCUAGGAUUGGAGGAGGACGCGGAGAGGUUGUUUGAUGAUAUGAAGGGAUCGAUGACUUUUAAGCCGAAUAGUUGGAGCUACACCGCGAUGCUCAACACAUACGGCAGUUUGGGGAAUGUAGAUAAGGCGAUGAAGUUGUUCGAUGAAAUGUCUGAGACAGGUGUUGAGGUGAAUGUCAUGGCAGUGACUUGUUUGAUACAAUGCUUGGGGAGGGCUAAGAGGAUUGAUGACUUAGUUAGGGUCUUCGAGUUCGCAAUGGAAAGAGGUGUUCAGCCAGAUGAUAGGAUGUGCGGAUCCUUGAUGUCUAUCAUUUCAUAUUUCGAAGAAGGCAAAGAUGUCGAUAAGGUCCUUGCUCUUUUACAACACGCAAACCCAGAAUUAGUUUCGUUCAUCAAAUUGCUAGAGGAAGAAAAAACUAGUUUUGAAACCAUCAAAGAGGAGUUUAAAGGCAUAAUGAGGGCCACAGAGGUCGAAGCACGAAGACCCUUCUGCAAUUGCUUGAUUGAUAUAUGUCGAGACGGGAAUCUCCAUGAGAGGGCCCACGAGCUGCUUUACAUGGGGACAGUAUACGGUUUGUAUCCGGGAUUGCACACAAAGACGCCUGAUGAAUGGCGACUGAAUGUCCGAUCGUUGUCAGUUGGUGCGGCCAACACAGCAUUUGAAGAAUGGAUGGGGACCGUAACAAAAGUCAUUGAGCAGAAAGAAGAAUUGCCAAAACUGUUUACUGCUAGCACUGGUGCAGGAACACACAAGUUGGCACAAGGACUGGCUAGUGCUUUUGAAUCUCAGGUGAAGAGACUUGCUGCACCGUUUAGGCAGAGUGAAGAGAAAGCUGGGGUUUUUCUUGCAACAAGAGAAGAUAUAAUAGCAUGGGCACAAUUGAAGGCUCCAUCUCUCGCUAUCACCUCAUAAGAUCGGUACAUUUGUAUCAUGUUAUACAAUUGUAACUCAUUUAGAAAAUUUUAUAGAAUCUUGAUCUUGGUAGAACAAA